Messenger RNA from Diabrotica virgifera virgifera (western corn rootworm), 24099 nucleotides. Its product is annotated as CAR1 transcription factor. The coding region runs from base 202 to 3237 and encodes 1011 amino acids. The record is from RefSeq and is a predicted model, not a curated record. The transcript has 11 exons. NCBI's taxonomy places the organism in Eukaryota, Metazoa, Arthropoda, Insecta, Coleoptera, Chrysomelidae.
AUAUGUACGAAAAGUGUAAGUGUAAUGGCGGACUGCAAAAAUGUGGAUAUUGGACAGAAAAAAACUGCAAUAUUAAAAAACAGUGUACAGUGUAGGUAAUGUAAGUUAUCUAAGUGAUGUGCAAACAAAAUAAACCCAAAAUGUGGUAUAUGUGAUAAGUGGCUGUUGUUGUACAAGUAACAAUUUUAUUUUGGUUUAAAAAUGGCCCCAUCUCCUGAGAAUGAUAAUACUCCUAAAGCCCCUGAUAAAAGUGACAAGAGUAGAUCAGAAAGAAUUGCUACUUCGGAUAACACAAAAGAAAACGAUAAAGACGAAAAGACAUUAUCAAAUUUGAACGAUGGGGAAUUAAAGGCACUCCUGGAUGAAGCCAUUAACUACAAGAAUCCUAAGGAUAGAGAAGGGAAAAGUAAAUUGUUUAAGGAUCUUCUCAUUCAAGCCGAAGAAACUGAACGGAUCGCUCGAGCAACCAGUGCCGGAGGAUCCGAAGAGGCUCGCCAUUACAAUCCUUCGGCGGCCCGGCGCCACCACGGCCGCCACAGCGCAGGCGCUGAUGGCGGCAGCGGUAGUGGCGGACAUCACGGCGGAAGAAGACAUCACGACAGACACCGAAAACCGUCUUCCAUCUCAGAGAAUAUGAUGCACGGAGGCAGCUUGGACAAUCUGGCAAAGGAAGAACUGUUUCUGGAAUCGAGGCAAUGUUUGAUUCCGAAGAUGAAGACAGUUAGUACGAGGCAGAGAGAAGGGGGCAGCCUACCAUGUGAUGUAAACUCCAGUGUUAUUAAUCCCAACAUUCAUUCUUUUAUUAAGGAAGUAAAGAAAAGUCAAGCUGCUACUAAGGAUAAGGAAUACACCGCUACAGAUAUUGAGACAGAUUCAGAAAACCAGAGGCUUCUAGAUAAUGAUGUUUUAGGGCAAAACUAUCAAGAAUCGCAGGAGAUCACCAUUGUUCCGAGGUUUACAACCAAAGCUACCUUACAAAUUGCUGCUACUCCAGUAGAUGAGCCGAUCUCCUUUGAUUUGGACACCAUUGCUGAUAGCAAGAAACCUCCUGAACUAGUAGAUCCUAACAAGGUGCUGCACAGCAAAUAUAGUGUCUUUUUUCCUACAUAUAGAAGUACAGAAGAUAGGAAAGUUGAUGAAAAUGGAAACGCUCUCCAUCAAAAUACCAACACAAAAACCAAGAAAAAGAAAGCCCAGACAGAUAAAAACGUCGUAGUUCUUACAGCUGAAAGUGUUGAAGGCCAUCGCAGUGACAUAAUAAACGAUGUCGACAAAUUGAUCCAGUACAUCGGUGGUGAUAAAACUGAUGCGCCUUCAGGCAAAAGUUCAAAAUCGAAUGUCCACAAAUCCAAACAAUUACAGAAACAACAUGCGUCUGAAGAUUCUGGUCGAGGAAGCAGUGGUAGCUGUAAAAAGCAGCGCGCUCAUUCGUCGAAAGGAAAAGAAUCUAGGUCUGAAAUAAAGAAGAGUAAUUCGUUAGGUGAGAUAUCGACUGCCAAAUUGGACGAUUUCACCUUUGCUGCUCCUGAAAAUGAUGAUGAGAAUAAAGUGGUUUUGAGAGGGAACAAGUACCAAAGCGAUAGACCAAAGGAAAGAAGAUCGUGGGGAAAUGUUGAGGCGCCAUCUUUCCAAAUUUUGUCGAGUAACGUCUCCACUGAGAACCUUGAAACGGCUGAAAAUUGGGUCGUCACUAAGACGAAAAAGAAGAGCAAAAAGCGUCGCAACAGCAUCAGCAGUGGCAGCAGGGCCCAAAAUUCUACGUGCGAAAACCACGCCAGACAACACUCCAAUCGUGUUCCUUCUCCGGACUUCCGUGGAAAAUCUGCCUCUUCUGUGCCUCAGAGUGAAAAGUCGGACACUUCGGACGCAGAUUCCGUUCAUUCUUUACCCAUCGACGGUAUAAAUGUGCCUAUAUCGUAUGCAGACAUAGCCAAGAAUACUGAGAAAGGUAAAGAGAAGAAAACUACUCCUGAAAAACCCGAGAAAGUGCCAAACAAGGACAGAUCACCCAAACCCGAGACUGAAUCAAAUCCUAAGAAGGAAAAAUCCAAUAUAAAUAUUACUAACGUUAACAAAACUUCUCCGUCAGUGACUAACAAUAACAUAAAAUCCCCAGAGGUCCACAGUUCUAGAACUCUCCCUGCCAUACCUACCGAUUUUCCGAAAAGUGCCCAACCACCCGAUUUCAACGACGCCAGAAAUUUCCCAGCAAUGUCCGCCGAAGUUGUCCUCAAGAGCCCUCCGGUCGUCAGCGAACCACACGUACCAAUAUUUCCUGUCUUACAAUACACCGAAAACACCAGGCAAUAUCCACCAGAUGUCAACGAUACAAAAUCAUUUCCUGCAAUGCCGACAGACAACGCAGCUAAAGGAUUUCACGCCGUCGGUUCGGACGUUAAUAAUACGAAAAGUUUUCCCGUUAAUAAUAAUAAUAAUAAAGUAUUAAAUGUGGAGAAGACGAAUGUUAAAAACAGUACGGUGAGUGGUAAAGUGAGAAACGCGUCACCGAGUACGAGAAGCGCCCCCUCCAGAGGUACAUUUAACAAUAACAAUAGCAAUCUUAAUGUGAAAAGUGGUGUUAUGCAAAACUCUAUAGGUGUUGUUCAUAAUGAUAUACAAAACGAUUUGUCGAUACUCCAUUCAAAUGAAAAAGAAUCAAUCCAGUACAACGCUCAGAUGUUGCCCCCGAAUAUUCCCGACGUCCAGACUAUUGAGAAAAUGCAUUUCAUGAACUGCCAUCCACAGCAACAGCAACAACAGCCACCACAACAUAUACCUUCCCCGAUCGUCGUCAACACUCAACAACACAUCCCCCGCACGAACCACCCCCAUCCCGUCACUCAAUCGGAAUCAACUCAAACAUGCACUGAAGUUGUGACAUCACUACCUAGCAACAAAAAUAAAGUAGACUGUGAUAUAAGUGAUCGAACAAUGGUGAGCGAUAGCAAUAGUAGUAAGGGUGAGGGGGGCGGGGAGGACGAGCGGCCGCCUCCCGUGGUGAUUCUGAGCGGUAUAGGAAAUAAGGAAGUUACGGGUCUGGUGUUCGGAUUCGACGUGAACGAACAGUUAUUGCAAGAUGACGUUUGCAACAAUUUCGUAGCGAGGUUCGUAGCUCCCGAAGGAUACACGCACGUGUCGCAUAAUCAUGACAAAAUCGUCAACUUUAUUGGGUCAGCGUGGGAAGCCAUAAUCAAUCAGCCGAACGGUAAGGUCAAGUACUACAUGGAAGAAUCCUAAACGUGGAUAAAGUGAUAGUGUUGUACUUGUUUGAAUAAAAAAAAACCGUUAAAAUACUAGUCAAAUCACUGACAUUUCGUAGUUUAAACCCAAUAAAACUUGAAAUAAAUAAAACUUAGUGAAAUUUCGGAUACACGGAUACGGUAGCGAUGAGAAGUACUGUCUUUAUUAAAACACGCUGCUUGAACUGUAGAGAGCAGAUGAUGAAGAAGCAUGUCGUCUUCGGGAGCAAAGACAAAGUGUCAAAACAGGAAACCUCGAAUUUUCCAUGAUAACAAAGACUCGAUAGUUUCAGCAAUAUUACGAAAUAGUUAACGAGGGUGGCCUCGAGAUGUCCCUCUAGGACGAUUCUUAAAAACCAAACACACUUUACUAAUGUCACAAAAAACGAAAUAAAAUAUCAGGUUGUAGUGGUUAAAUUAUUUGUCCGAAAAUAUAUUGUCCGAAGUGCUUACAGUAAAAUGUAACAAUGUUGCAUGCAAAUAAUUAUAUUGCUUUGUUGAUUUUAUGAAAGCCUGGUCUAUCGCUAGGUAGUUUCGAUAACUGUUGUCUUUCAUCAAUUGUUUAUGUAGAAAAUAUUAGAAUAGUUGGUUAAUUAAAGCCUUAAAAAAUGAAAUGAAAGGUAUAUGAUUGUAAAUAAGGAAAAAUAAUCUAAUAAAAAAUUUUUGUCUUGGUAAAAGGUAUAUUAGUUUAAAAAGCCCCUAUAGGGCUACAGACAUAGAAACAAAACGUUUUCGGUCUCUAACAAGAGCAUCAUCAGUGUUACAAGAACAUGGUGAGCCAACCAAAAAAUACAAAUGUCAAAACCUUUCAACAACAGACUAAAAGUCUCAUAUAAAUGCAAACAUGGCAAAAUCCAAAGGGUGGAUAUAAUUCUUAUGGAUACGGCCCUAGCGCCGUAGUAUUUUAAUCUGUUGUUGAAAGGUUUUGACCUUUGUAUUUUUUGGUUGGCUCACCAUGUUCUUGUAACACUGAUGAUGCUCAUGUGCCAGAGCGAAAACGUUUUGUUUCUAUGUGGGUAGCCCUAUAGGGGUUUUUUAAACUGAUAUACCUUUUACAAAGACAAACAUUUUUUAUUAAAUUUUACUUGUAAUUAACGGAAAGGACAGGAAAUUCUUCCUUGUGGAAAAAUAAUCAAUCGAUUGGCAUGAUUCAUAAAUUAUUUUCAGCACAAAAGAAACGCACUUUUCCUUUUUUGAAUGUUGUUGGCAGGCCAGCUAAGAGCUUGUACCGUGAGCAGAUGCCGUUAAGUCAAAAUAUUUAUUUUGUGCUGACAAUAAUUUUAUUUAUUUUUUCCUAUUUACAAUCAUGUAUGUUUCAUUUCAUAUUUUUUUCGGCUUUAAUGUAUUAAGCAGCUAUUCCUACAGAAACAUCAAUUGUUCCUAAUUUAGUUUUGCUAUCACUUAGUUUUCCAAAGAUUUUUGUACAUUUUAAAUAAGAACAGUAAAAGAAACCUGCCCUCGGUUAUUCUUAAACAGUGUAAAUAAUUCAAAUGGGUUCUACCUCUUGUUAUUUUAUUAUUUUUAUAUAUUUUACAAUAUAUUACAUUAAAAAAUAAUAUAAAUUUUAUAAUAUUUAUAUCAUUGUUUUAUGUUUAGUUUGUCUCUUUCUACUUGUUAAUCUCAAAUCAUUAACAUAAUCGUAAUCUUUCAAUAGGGCUUUUCAUCGAUUGUCAUUUGUUUCGAGCUUAUGUCAUGUGUCACAUAAUAUUAAUAUAUCUACGUCAUACGUCUUUGGUUUGUAUCAUUGGUUUAUACCAAUAACGUACGACGUAGAUAUAUUAAUAUUAUGUGACACAUGACAGAAGCUCGAAACAAAUGACUGUGAAUGAAAAGCCCUAUACAACAAUGUGUUGACAUGGAGAAACAACAUAUACGCUUCAAUGUUUCCAAUCCCAACAAAUGCUAAGUAUGGUGAAGUUAAGUCGCGCAGAUUAUAUAGAUAUAUUAUAUAUUACAUAUAUCCAUAUAUUAUAUAUAUAGAUAUGGUGAAGUUUAGUAAAAGGACUCGUUUUGUGGCAUUUGCUAGAUAAAUGGUGGCAAUGAAUCAAUAGCAGAUGUAAAUCUAUCUGAAUAGCAGAGUUAAAUCUAUCUGAGGAGCAGGUAAUGUGAACACUUAGCAGUGACUUAAGCUUCAUAGGUACCUUUCUGAAGAAUUGCUGAGCUUCUGAUCGUUCCGCCGGUCGAAGGGGUCUUCUAAAUUCAGGCGAAGUAUGUCAUUUAUCACACCGUACCAUAAAUAACGUGUACUCUUCACUAUUAAUUAAUUAAUAUCCCACAAGUGAAACCUAUAAUCAAUCCCACAAGUGAAGAAAUUUGCUUUAUAUUCAAAUGUUAUUGCCAUGCUUAUGUAUGAAUAUUAAAAUUUAUCUUUAUUUUCAAUUAUCCGCUAAAUCUUUUUUGUGAGACGUAUUUGAAAUUGUCUGUAUUCCUUACCAAAGCUUUCCUAAAGAUCUUAUCAUAGAAGAGCUUUCUAAAGAGCUUUUUGGUCAGAUGUCAUCUUCUCCUUUACUCAUAUACAUCAUAUACAUGAAGUCUCAGAGUAGAAAUUGUCAAUUUCAAUUAUUUUUGAAAGAGUUUCAAUAGAAGUUUGAACCGCUGUUUUCUUUUUACUUGUUUAUGUUAUCAAGAUAUAAAAGAAUAAAUUAUAUAAUAUAUAUCGAUACCUUUGUCACUGAAUUUACUGCGCAUGUCCUGGUGCGCAGAAAUCAUAUUUCCGUGAAGUGUGGAGCAAAUGCGAAAAAUCCACAGUGAAGAAAAGUAGGAAAAUGUUUUAAAAAUUAACCAAAUAUACUAGAGGUUUGAGAUAUACACUAAGAUAGUAUUUAUAUUUGCCACGCAUCCCCAUAAAAAAAGAAUAAAAUAAAGUAAAAAAAUUUAUCAUUGUAUUUUUUACGUUUUCACGCUUUAUUUCUCUUUGCAUAUUGUUUAUUUUUAAAUAUUUUUUUGUAGAAUGGUCUGUAUCAUCAGUUAUUGUUCGAAACAAUAAUUUUCUAUAUUAUAAAAGUAAGUUUUUAGUUAUGUUCUGUUGAGUAUACCAUUAGAUUGAUCUCAAACGAUUCUUCAAUUUGCCACUUAGAACAUUAUUAAAUAAAACAAGCAAAUAAAUCACAUAUUUUUUUAUUAUUUCGUCUUAUUUCAUACUUGUACCUACCAAAAAAAUCAUUACUAACAAAUACUAUAAUAAUCAUGGCAUCCUUCUGGCUCAAGUCUGGAGUUAGAAUUUUCAGAUCGCCCAAGCGCCCCUAAUAUGACUUAACGACCACUUAAGUACUGACUGAUUGACUGACGGCUUUAUUUGCCUUCCGAAGCAUUGUGGCGGCUCAGUUAAAUUAGAAAUCAAAUUUCUGGUGUUAGUGCCAGGAAUCGAACACAGGCUCUUCAGCUUAGUAAGCCAGUACCUUAGUAAAUUAGUGAACUGAAGAUUUCUUGAGCUAUAUAAGUAGUGGAUGAUGCCAGUGGCGUAGCUAGCCCCACAGGGGCCCCAUAUCAAAGUUUGUAGCGGGACACUUUUCCACGACUGAUAUGGAAUGGUGCUAAAAAAUGUUCAACAAAAGAAGCAAAAACGCUUGUAUAGAAUAGAAUGGGAAUAUGCUUUGUUUUCACAGAAAAUUUUACAAUUUUAUGGACAAAGCUUACAAAGAUUUGAAAAAAAAAACAAUAACAAAUACAGUUUACUGAAAUUACAUAACUCGUUAAUAUUAUUACAAAAUAAAAGAUAAUAAAAUAAACCAAAACAAUCUAUUGCAAAAUUUAAAUAAUUUGCAAAUUACAUAAUACAACCUUAGGAACUAUGUAAUAAGUUCUGCAUAUAACAUCCAAAUAUAGAUAAUAAUAAUAAACCUAGUAAACUCUACAAAAAAUAGAUUUGAAUUGUUGAGACUCAUUGUUUAAAAACAGAUUCAAGUUUUUUCAAACCAAGGAUGUAUGGACAUUAAAAAUGAGCGUACACACAGAAGCUCUGUUCUUAUAGUAUAACGGCGAGCGGACGGCAAGUAGAUAUACCUAAAUACAAUUUAUAGAUAAAGAACAGAUUACACGAAAAUAUACCCAAACAAUACACACUGUUACAAAUAUUCAAAGGUAAAGGGAUCACAAAAAUUGCAAUUUGGCAUUAUACAUUGUACAAUGUCGCAUACAGCCAACAGUGAAUGGACAAUGAAAGGUAGCUUGAAAACAAAAAAAGCUAUGUUGUUACGGGAUAACGGCGAGCGGCAGAGAAUAUAAAAUAAAUAUAAUUUAUAGAUAGAUAAAGAAUCCAUUACACGAAAAUGUCGAUAACCAAACAAUAUACCUACACUGUGUUAAUAGUGAAAUAAUUGUUCAAUUUUUUUAAAUGGAAUUUUAUACAUAUCGACAUGCCACGUUGGGACCCUGAAUGUUGUGGGCCCCGUAUAAUUGAUACGGCGGUAGCUACGCCUCUGGGUGAUGGAGAUACAAACCAAGACAUAGUUUAGAAGAUUACCUAAUUUAUGGUUUCUGAACCUUUCAAGAAUCAUAAUUAAUUCUUAACCUAAGGCUCUCAAGCGAAUUGAGAGAAGGUAGCAUCUGGCCAUCUGGAGAUUGCAUCUGGCCAAUAAUGGAGCACAAUCAAGCAAUUUGUGUAGUUGAUCUAUUCAUCUGCUUCGAUAUAUGUAAUGACAAGAUAAAAGAUGGAAAGGUCUUUACUCAAAAUCGGUUUGUUGAAUGGUGUAAAAUGUGCACCUCAUCAUCAGGUGGUCAAGUACAAUCUAUUUAGUAGGUACAACAUAAAAUGUUUAUUAGUGAAGCAUUAAACUUGAUUGGAGGUGUCUUAAUAGUUUCAACAUUAUUCUAUAAACACACAGUUACAAGAUCAGUUAAGUUACUAUUAAAUUUUCCACGCAACAAUUUUUUCAGAUUUUUCUGAUUUUCUGGACAGAACUGGAUGGCAAAAUUAAUAAAAAGCCGAAAAAAGGUGUCACAUUUUUACCUUUACAUACAUUUUAAAUAUUUUCGAUUUUCCAAACAUAGUAUAUUUUUUCCAAAACCUUAUUUUUACCUUUUUCACAAAUUUUUAUUUCUAUCCGCUGGAAUUUUUUUGUGAUAUAUUUUCGUUGAUGUUCAGGCUAAAAUGUUAAAUUAUUUUUUCUGAAUUUUUCACAACGGUCUUAAGUGGGACAGGAUAAAUUUCUAGUUAUUAACAAUAUUCCAAAGACAUUCUGCAAUUAAUAUAAUUAUGACAAUAUUUUUUAGUUUUAUACACGGUUAGUACAAAGAAUAAUCAAAAAUAAGAGUAAAAAAAUUAUUAGCAAAUAUUAAUAUUAUUAUUUUAGAAUAUUUAGUAAUAUACCAUGCAUUUAGAAGCGAAAGAAGUAAAUCUGGCAUUACCUUCUGACUGUUAGAUCGUAAUUAUACUACAAAUCAACAUUACUCAUCAAAUUGCGUCCACUGCUGGACAUAUGCCUCCCUCAGUUUCUUCCAAUGUUCGCUAUACUGGGUCGCUUGUUCCCGCUACUCUUUACAACCGAUAAUAGGUAUUAAAAUGAUACUUUUUUAUACCUUUUAUACAUGAAAUCGUAUAAAAAAAAACACUCAAAAAUAAAGAAAAACGUUUAUUAAAAAGCAUUUUAAGCAGCAGGUCUUUACUAUUAAUUACAAAAAAAUAACAGCGUUUCUUAUGGUUAGACAAUCUAUGGUCAUCUCCUCGUGACAUUUAGAAAUUAAUAAAAUAUCAGAGGAAAACAUAGAAUAACCCUACAACUUGAUGUCUUAUAAAAAAAAUACGGCAGAAAUCCUAACCCUUUUUUAAGGACCGUCCGAGUAGUAACCCGGCAUUUCGGGGCCUUAAUAAUUUAUUAUUUAAUAAUUCAACUGCAUGUUGACACCAAAGUGUUACAAGAUAUCGUCAAAAAUAACUAUUUUUUUUUCUGUUAAAAAAGUGCUUGUGCUAUCAUGGCGCUACGUUGAGCCUGUGGUGCGGGAAUGUUUACGGAAUGAAAUUUUUUACGUUUUAUGUAAAAUUACAGAAUGUUCCGAACGAGCAUAGAAAUAUAUGUUUCAUUACUCUGUUUUGAAUUAUCAUUUGCGAAGAUCAAUAUACAGUGAGAGGCAAAAUUAUGGAAUAAAUUCAUUUUUUCAAGAAUGAGAGAUUUUGGAGAGAAAUUCCGAAACAGGUCGAUUUUUAUUUUUAAAUUAUGAUCUUUUGGCAUAUUAUUUAUCAUACUAGUGACGUCACCUAUCUGAGCGUUAUGACGUAAUCGAUAAUUUUUUUAAAAGAGAAUAGGGGUCGUCUGAUUCUCUAUUCAGUAAUAUAAAAAUUACCAUAAUUAUACAGGGUGGCAAAAAAAAUAAUUUUCGAAUUAAAUUAAUUCACACAAAAAGAAGAAUGUAUGUUAUUUAUUUAAUUCAAAAUACAUUUUAGUCAUAAAAUAGAAAAAAUGUUUAUUUUUAUAUGUUUAUUUGUUUAUUUCACAAGUAAACAUUGCUUUUCGCUUAAAUUCAAUGUUAAAGCUGCCAACCACUUGCCGCUUGGCAGUUUGACAUCUAAUUUAAGCGAGAAGCAAUGUUUAUUUGUCGUAUAAAUAUUUUUUUCUGUUUCUCUGACGUCAGUAAAAUGUUUUUUGAAGUAAAUAAAUCACACACAUUCUUCGUUUUGUGUGAAUGAAUUUAUUUAAAACGUUAUUUUUUGGCCACACUGUAUAAAUUAUUAUGGUAAUGUUUAUAUUACUGAAAAGAGAAUUGAAUAACCUUUCAAAUGAACUAUCACACGACCCCUACUAUUCUUAUUUAAAAAAUUAUCGAUUACGUCAUAACGCUCAGAUAGAUGACGUCAUUAGUAUGAUAUAUCUGCUAAAAAAUCAUAAUUUAAAAACAAAAAUCGAUCUGUUUUGGGAUUUCUCCAAAAUCUCCCAUUCUCGAAAAAAUGAAUUUAUUCCAUAAUUUUUCCCCUUACAUAUUAUUUUUACUUUUCAGAUGUAGGAAAAAUCACUACCUAUUUCUUAGCGGCAAGGUAACAUUAUUUUGUAUAAAAUGUUUGAUGAAGUUAAUCCAGAAUGAAUUUACACUUAAAAUUUUAUUACUCGGGUACAAACUAUUUUAUUGACAAAAUGAUAAUUGUCUUAAAAUUUGUAUUGGUAACCUCCUGGUGUUGGUAAAAGAUUUAAAAAUACUAUUAUUAAAAAUUGAGAUUUUGCACAAAACUUGUCAACGUCGCGAAUCGCUUCUGUAGUGAAAAUAUCCACAUAAACAGCUAAGCGGUUCUCGAUCAAUUGAGUGCUGUGUGCAGUAAUUUGAAAUUUGCUAGAACACACAGUAUGUUCAGGUCUAUUCAUAUUCUGGUUCAACUGUAGAUAGGUCUUUAAAAUCUCGUCUUGUCGAAUUCUUGUUACAUGAGACCCAAGCAAAGUAAGAAACGUGUGAUUGGAUUCCAGAACCCUUCUUUAAAUUACAAAAUAGCAAUUAGUAGGAUUUAAUUUAAUUCUGGCAGCUGUCAUCUCUCCCCUACAGAGCUCCAUAACCGUUACCAGGUUCAGAUCAAUCCUACAAAAGAUAUAAGUUCUUAUUUUAGUGUCUGGUACUCCCAAAAUUAGUUCCCAUCCCUUAACAUUUAGUCCCUUUAUCUCACCUUCAUUUAUCCACGGUCCUUGAAUAAACACCAUGCCAAUGUUCUUCUCAGCUAUUUUCUGGCACAAUAGGACUGUUGCUGUUUUUUUGUGCUGCGCAUUGAUCUGCGCAAUCAUAAAUUUGCAGUUUGUUCAUUUUUAGCAUAUAUUUUUGUAAUUUUUUCCACCUGCAUAGAUUUCUCUUCUGCCUUCUGCACUUUCAAAGUAAUGGUGUAGGCUUUGAUUCCCCCAAUGUGUCCCGCCUCUUUUGUUUUGCUUUCUUCCAACGACAUAAUGCUAGCUCGCUGGAAAAGCGAAGGUAAUUAAAGCCUUUUGAGCUCGUCCUCUGACUCCGUAUCAACCCAGAGACUCGCAUGCAGUCCUCCGACAGCUGUUGGUUUAGAACCCAACAUCGCCCAACGAUUGUUCUUGGGUCCAGGACUUUGUUUUCCAAUUCGUGAAAAUGGAACCUUUAGAUCCUCGUUUUUAGUCUCUGGAAGGUACAUCAGGACGCGCAUGAAUUUUGGGAGUUCUUCAGCCUUAAAGACCUUCCACUCAGUAUUUUCUUCCAAAAAGUAGUCUUAAAGGACUCAUAGUCAGCACAUAUCAACCCAUAGUACCCAUUCAUGAGUCGGUCUUCGCAACCGAGGUGCGCAAAGAACCUUUAGUUAGAGCACCUUUUAUUGCCCCAAUGUCAUUUUAAAACACAUAAAUAUCUGGGUAUUCUUCGAGAAUGACUGCAGUUUUUAUCCCAGUACGAGCAGAUUUGUAGUUGCCGCUGAACCUUUUAGAAGAGGCAUCAGCAGUUCUGCUGCUUUUUGUUAAUUUCUCCUCAGGAGGGCUUCUUCUAUCAGACACAGAUUUUUUAACAGCAUGUGGUAUUUCAGAAUUGUCUAGAGUCUAGAGCCUUUCCUAAAGUCUAAAGCAACCUCCUCUGUGCCCCAGAUAUUUUUGGCUGAGAAACCUCAAGCCUCUUGGUAUCUUCCAAAAGAGUCCGCAAAGGACUUCUUUUAAAUGUUCUUAACAAUUUUUGAUAUGGUGGACUACAACUACAGAUGUUGCUUUAUUUCAAUCUUUUUGGAAUGACCAAUAGUUCGAAUUCUUUUCUAUUUAUUUCCUUUGUAUAGAAAUACAUACUAAUCAUUUUUCUUUUUUUUUAUAACAAGCUCUUUCUGUAUUAUUUCUUUAUUAUUCUUUUAUAUUUUUAUUGUCACUUAUGAUCACAUCCAUUGAAUAUAUUUUCCAUGUGAGUUACAGUUUCAAAACCUGCUGCAGUUUUACUGAAACCAACCAAUGCUUAAUUCUUGUAGCCAAAAAUAUAAUGGUAAAUGAACUGUGCAUAGCUGUGUUAAUAAAUUUAAUAAUUUUAAUACACAAAUUGGGAAAUAUGUAUCAUUCGUACAUAUCUAUAUGUCCAUCAAAAGUCUCUUAAAUAAAAAAAAACAUAGAUUUUUAUACACCGGAACAUUCUGUAUAUAAUGAUAGAGGCUGUUGUUAUAUUCGAUGUAUCAUUUAACAGGGUAAGGGUGCACUAAAUUCAAAAAUAAAAUUUAAUUGUCACAUCCAAACCUGUAUCCUAUGUAUUUUAAUUUUUAAAUAUAUUUUAGGAAUGAUCAUGUAAAAAGUGACUGAUUGUUUAGUGAUAUGAAGAAAAAGCAGUUCCAACUAGAAAACCAUCGUAUGUGGGGAGUUUUCUUAAAAACAACCGUGUUAUGCCAUAAGAAAAGAUUUUUGAUAAGUAUGUGGAUGUUUUGGAAAAAUUUUCUUUUACAUUUUUGCUUUCAUUGGUAUUUAAAAUGUUAUACUAGUCCAGCGUGUGUCAGUAUGUGCGUGUUUAUGUUUAUUUAUCAAGGAUUAAUACAUUAUGUAAGUUUUUGUACCAUCCAUUCUGUGGCUUCACAGCAAAAUUCAAGUCCUAGCCUCCCUCAGCAAACCUAUCGAUUCGUUCCUGUAUUUAGCCAUUUUUCUCCAAGAUACGUUAUCCAUGGCUUAGUGUGAAAACCUCAUAUCUCAUUUUACAGAAAAUUUUACAUGAGUGACUUUAAACUGAAUUUCUGCAUACUCUAACCCAAAAUAUAUAUGAAAAAUGUAUGUGUGACGAUCUAAACGUACUCAGAAUCAAAAAUGUGUAAAGAUAGUUUUUUUGAAGUUAUACUUCUUUACGAUUGAGAGUGAAAUUUUAUAAUUCUGGGCGCAUGCGCACACAGACAGUAUGUAGUUCGUUGCUAAUCUUUAAAGUUAUGUAUGAAUCAGCGCAAAUAAGUCAUUAAAAGAAUAUAUUAGUGUUUUUAGUAAAUGUAUUAUUUAUUAUUAUUUUUGUCUUUGGAUUUGUCUUCCUCGGGAGUAAGAUAAUAAAAUAUCUAUUAUAACAUUUUUAUACUUCACUUGAUGUAUUUGUCACCGUGAUGUGUAAUUAUAUCCGAGACGUCACGUAGACGGGGCUUGAUAGCUUGGUUGGUAGAGCAUUGGACCAGAGAUCGAGAGGUCCAGGGUUCAAAUCCCGGACGAUUCAUGUUCUUUUUUUUUAAUUUUUGGUAUUGUUUUAAUAAAAGAUUUUUGAAAGUGGUAGGUAAGAAAGUUAGUUUAAUAUUUAAAUAAAAUACAAAUAAACUGUUAAUUAUAUUUAUUUCGUUGAAAUUAUAUAAUAGAAGUAUAACUUCUUACGUGCGUACAAAGUACACACACAUUCUUUUUGUUUUAAGUUAUAGCUUGCAGAAAUUAAGUUUAAAGUCUCUCCUGUAAAAUUUUCUGUGAAAUGAGAUACGAGGUUUUCACACUAAGCUAUCGUUAUGGUUUUUCAUGGGAAGAAAAUAAGAAUGUGAUUUCGAAGUUGAGUCAUGACAACCGCGUUUAGGCUUUUUCGCCUCUUCACGAAAAGGGGAUAGAAGACAUUUUGGAACUGGGAUAUUUGGCUGAAAAGAGAAGUCGUUUCGGCAGUCACAGUAAACACCGGUCGCAUCACCGCUACCACCAUCAGACGAGCUCUUCAUUUUUCUGGGUUUUUGCAAAAUGGUUCUUUUCAGAUUUUUGUCUUUUUUUGUAAGCCCAACAAGGGGUCAACAGUUUCCUUAUUGGUAAUUUUAGGAUAUCUUCUGGUCCAAUCUUCAGUUGACCUGUGCAUUAAUUCCUCAUAACUUAGCACAUUGCAACAGCAUAUGAUGUGUAUGGCAGUCUCUUCUUCACGUUAUUUUGUGCACCAUGGUUCAUUCACCUUCCCGAGUUUGUAUAGCUGUUUUCUUAAACGACAGUGUCCAGUUAUCAUUUUGGUGACAAUUUUAAUCUCUCUUUCAUCAAAUUCUCCGACAGUUUUUAUCAAUGAUUUAUGAAUAACCAAAUAAUGCCCUUGAAUAGCUCUCCACUUCUUUUGAUGAUUCCUUAUCAGCCACUUCCGAACCUCUUUUGUUUGGAACCUCUUUUUUUUUGUUGCCUCUUUGGUGAUGGUACAGAAUGGUUCUGGACCUACAACAGUUUCUUUUGAACUUUUUUUGCCAACAAACCUGCGCGUUCAUUUCCAUGCACCCCUUCAUGACUCGUCACCCAGAUUAAAGACACUUUAUUAUCUUUUGCCAGGUUGUUGAGGAGAUCUUUACAGUUCCUCGCCAGUUUUGAUUCAGUGAGUGGGUUUAUUACUCCAAAAAUAUCCGCUUGGCUAUCUGUAUAAAUGCUGAUUCUCUUUGUUUUGGAGUAUCCAUCCAUAAUUUCCUCAUGUAUUAUAAUUACAUACUUCUUCGAAGAAGAAUCGGUCUCUUUACUUACUGAAGAAGUAUCGGUCGACCGUGCAAAGGUGGUGUGACAACCUUCCAUAGAGGUAUCUCUCUGCCAAUGAACUAGCAGUAUUGCUUAGAGGAAGAAGAUUAUAAUUACAUGUCCGCCCAAAGACUCUUGAUACAGUUCCAUGGACAGUUGAUUCUGUCCAUAUUCUACAUAUACAGGGUGUUCCCGAAAAUAGUGCGUUCCUUUAAGGUAUGGAUAUAAUAUACAAUGUAGAACAAAAAACUCCUUCUUUUCUCAAGUUAACCGUUCCAAAAAAAAAAAAAAUACAUUGUUCGCCAUAUAAGCGAACUUUUAUUUUCAUAAAAUAACUAAUUUGGCAUCACUGCACAAGAAUUGUUUGUAAUUUAGUUUAGUUUAUUGACACCACAAAUGUAGGUCAGACAGGCACACCUGCAAAAUAAUUGAUACUUAUGGCUAAAAUGCUGCAACUAUUUUUGAAUUGUGAUUGUCUAUGUUUAGAUUUUUGUAUAAAUAGUUGUCAUAUUUCAAUUUGCAUACCUAAAUGUAUUUUGGUUUUUUAGCCAAACAGUUGCAUUUAGAAAAAAAUGUUAAUAAGACUUUUUUGCUCUACAUGGUGCCUUCUACCUAUACAUUUAAGGAACGCACUAUUUUCGGGGACACCCUGUAUUUAGUCGUCUGGAUUUUGCAGCUUUACAUCUACAUUUGGAAGUCCGAGGCCUUUGACGCUAUGGAUAGUUUUGAUUAUGGCUAUUUCAAUUCGUCUUCUGAUUUCUUUUGCGUUUCACUUCUUCCCUAUUUAUUUAUACGCGUCUUAAAACAUAUUGUCAAAAAUAAGGCAGUGUGUGGCUAAAAAUCAUGAAAUGUAUGGAGAUGACUCCAACAAGUACGAUAUAGUUUGGAACUGCUUCUAAGUUACAUAGCGGAAGUGAUAGAGUGUAUAAAAAUUUCUUUCCUAGGACAAUUGUAUGAAAGGUACUCUUUUCGGAAUAGACGUUGUAGGAUAAAUACUUAUUUUUUGACGGUGAUAAUAUUUUAUAGUUUCUUUUCCUCUUUUUGUUAAAAAUAAAAUAAACAAAACCAUAUAAAUAUGUAAAAAAUGUGUAAUAGGAAAAAAAUAUAUAUGUAACGAUGUGUGUAUGCUUUUUUCUUUACGAGAAUAUGCCGGUGUCACUUUUUAUGAUUGCACAAAAAGUGAUGUUCGCUGUAUUUGGAUACAUAAAGAAAAGUUUUAUAUAUAAUCUAGAUGGUUUUAUUUUUUUAAUUCAGUGUGUUUCUGUUAGAAAUUUUUCACCAACUUUAACAAGACACUACUACAACAGUGUGUAACUUGUCUUAUUUUAAAUAAAAUUGACCAAAAACGUCAUUGUACAAUAAUAUCAGAUGGACUAUUAUAGACGUGAUCACACAUGAGGUGGGAUAAGCUUAAAAACAUUACAAAGAAAUUCAUAACAAAAAAAAAUGCAAAUUUCCGCUUCGUCGUGAAUAUUUCCAAUAGGAAGGAGUAAUAAUUUUUCAUAUAGAUCUCAUAAAGGCACGCUCCAACCGGUCGAGCUGUUCUGCUCCGCGUCGCUCUGCUCGGAGCAGAACUACAAUGCGCGGCGCAAGUCUGUGCAUGUGCUUCUUCUCGUAGCACUACAACCCAGGGUGGCUAACAACUCGCUUCCAUCUUGAUCGGUCGUCUGUGACAGGAGUCAGUGGGUGACCCAUUGUUUUUAAAUCUAUGUUAAACCAUAUGUUAUGUCUCCAUCGCAUACAGAGACGUUUAAUGACCUUCUUCCUGUCGGGGCUUCAUUCCAGGUUAACUUGGUAAGGCGGUUAUUAGGGAGUAUAUGAACAUGGCCAGCCCUUAGACGUUAGGAUUUAAUCUCUUGGACUACGUCGUUAUCCCUAUACAUCUGUUUGACUUCGGGAUUUGUUCUAAUUCGGUAUUGGUUCGGGUCGUGGUAGGGUCCAAAGAUUCUUCCGAGGAUUUUCACUGGAUAUUACUUUAAAAAGAAAGAACCGGUUAAAACCAGAACAGAUAAACCGGAAAAUUGAUUAUUGCGGAGUAAAAAACCGGUUUUAGGUUAUUACCGGUAGUUUCCAAUUCCUAGUGCGAUCAUGGGAUUCCGGAUGAAAGACCAGCAAUCAUAUUGUACACUUAAAAAAAUGCCACAAAUUAUGUAAUUUCUAUCAUUUUUUUGGCGGAUUACAAAUAUUUCAAAGUUUUUUACGAAUUUUGUUGUAAUUAGUUUUCAUAAAACGCCAGUGAUAGAUGAACGCCGGGACUCGAUUAUGGAGCAUGAACUUGAUUAUGGAUUAUGAAACAAUUGUUCAUUAUCGUUUAAUAAUAUUAACAUCGAAGAGUUAGUUGCUAUACUUUGUUUCACGUUAAGAAUAGAACGUUACGCUUACAGAGAUCAGUGUUGCCAAACCUCUCGCGCACGGGUGGAUACUCGACUGCCGAUAUACGAUUCAUUCUAGUCUAUACGGCGUGGCAUCGGCGCGCUUCUAUCGUCCAUAAGAAAUAAUUGGGGCUAUCUCCGCAAUGUUCUAUUAUUAACGUGAAACGCUCUAUAGUUAAUAACUUGAUGUCUUGAGACCUACUGAUCUUAAAAUUUGAAGAAAGGGAAAUAAGCAACUUUAAAAUAUACCACAAUAGAUAUAUGGAUUAAAUGAGGUGGCUUUUUUUCCUAUUCCAGUGAGACCUUUUCAGAUCUAUUGUGGUGCUCUAGCUUUAUAUUACAUUCUCUAGCCUGGCCCUUUUUAAAAGGUCUAACAACUUCGAGACUGGACCUUUCAUAAAGCUCUUUGCCAGUGGCUUUUCUUCGCCUAAUGCAAAGAACCAUUCCAGGCUGUCAAACUGACAUAAAAUGUGCUCUGUUGUUUCUACUUCUAGCUGACAGAAUGUGCAUAGGUCAUCACCGGCCAAUACCAUCAGCUUCAACUGCCUGUUCGGCUUACAGUAUGGCUUUGACUGUUUUCUUGUCUUUGCUUAUUGAGUCUGCCGUAAAUUUUGGCGAAUGUUCUGCAAUGAACUGUUUCGUAUGUGUCUUUGUCCUGAUAAAUUCCUCCAUCAUUUUAAAGAUUUGUGAGUUAUCAACUUUCUUUUAGCCGUUCUUAUUACUGCCUUUGCAACUACUAUAAUAGAAACAUAAUUUAAAAAUUUCAUAAUGACUUAUCUACGAAAGUAUCCUUUGGAUAAAAGUUCCAGUAAGAUAAGCCAAUGUUCCAAUAUGUGUAUAAAAAACAAUGCUAUAACUCCUCUUAGCAGAUGUUUAAGACUAUGCCACAAUUGUCGAAGCAACACCUAUGUGUCACUGUUAAGAUUAAAGAUAAACAAAUUAAUUGCGCUCGCAGAGCCUUAGUCAGUGAUAAAUUAUCAGAAAAUCGCAUGCGCACUUUAAAAUAAUAUAAAUAAUACCGUUAAUAGAUAAAUAUACGAGGUAUAUUUACUAUUAAUUAAUAUUAAUAAUUAAUUAUUCAAAUUAAUAGUAAAUAUACCUGGUAUAUGUAUCUAUUAACGGUAUUAUUUAUAUUAAGUGAAGUUGGGAGUUGACAGGGACUAGUACUAGUCCCUGACUACUCUGCGAACGCACUUAUUAUUUCCUUUCUUGUUUAAAAAAUAUACAAGAUCCAUUCCUUGUGUGCUAUCACAAUUUAAUAGUUUGUAAAUAAUGCUUUACAUUUAAAACAAAUUUGUUAUUUGUUUAACAAUUGUAAAGUUCUUGUGUCAGUUUUAAAUAAAUUAGACAUUAUUAUUUGUUUUGAAUAAGUGUACCUCAGCAUUAAACAUAUCAAUUUUGUUAAAAUUUUUGCUAUUGUUUCAAUUUAUCUGUGAUUAAAAUAUAUGGUUUAAAAUUAUAUAUUUUUUUUUGUAAUACUCUUAGCACCUUUUGAAUUUUGGUGUUUGUAAACCAGUUUUUUACUGUAGAAGUUAAAAUGAAAAAUAUGUUAGUAAACCAGUCACCCAAUAUCGACAAUAAAGUGCCAUUUUUAUACAAUUUAUGUUUCAAACUCCUGGAGAAUCCCAAUAUGAAUAUAACAUAACCUAAAAUAACCUUACUGUAGUUAUGUUCUCUUUCUGUCUAUACGUUGGACUUGUCUCAUUGUUUUUCUUGGAUAUUAGUUGUUUUUAACCUCAUUCCGAAAUCUGGCGAUGGUAUUUAAGGAUGUAUAUAAAUAUAAGUCUGUUUUGGCAUCAGCUGCGAACAUCUUUUGGUCCUGAACUCGAAUUUUUUGUAAACCUUUGUUCAAUUUUAAGGUUCUGUUAACACGUUGGCUGCCGUAAUGUUAAAAAAAGUGGGUCCCUACGGUCACGAGCCUCCCGUUUCUAUGUUUUUGAGAUAACUACGGUGUGUCACGCGGCUACUAUCAACAACAACAUGAGACACAACAUUUCUGUCUCACGGCAGCCAACGUGUUAAAUGUGAUCAUUGUUUCCAUUAAUCGAUGUUUCGUCUCUUUCACUGGGUUUAUACCACCAUUUAUGUUGCUAUUUGUGAGAAGACUUUCACUGUUUUCUUCUUAUUUUUCAUACCGUAUAUGUGUAUUUUAUUUUAUUAAUAUUGUUAUUAAAUCGGCUCGUUAUGUUUUUCCGACCGGUUAUUCUCAUCAAAAUUUUGAACAACAUGAUCAACUCAAAAUCAGCUCAAAAAUUAGUUAAAAAUACAAAUUUUCUGUACUUUCCAAUGUCAUCAUCAUCAUCAUCAUCAUGGUGCUAUAGCCCUUAAAGAACCUCGAUCUUCUCUAGCUUUCUGCCUCUUGCUUGGAUUUUCCAGUUAGCAACAUCGAUCUUCUCAGCAUCGGGUGCUAUCCUGCCUAUCCACCUCAGGUUUGGUCUACCCCAUCUUCUCAUUCCCACCGGUUGCGCAAUUAGAAUGUAUAAAUAGUACUUUCCAAUGUAUAGUAAUUUAAUAGUACCAGUCCUUUGUAUGGUCCCAACAAAUCAAUCUUACUAAAUUAUUUCAUUUUAUUAAAGAUAAAUAUUUAACGAUAUCUGGUGACAUAGUUUUACAUUGAUCUAUAUUAGCUAAAUUGAUGUUAAUCUGUCAAAGCUUUAAUGAGUUGACAAUACUGAAAAAAAAAACAGAAACAUACUGCAAAAGCUUUCUUUGAGCAUAAAAUAGAUAUCACUGUUAAAGCUAGAACUUUAACUAUGUUUAUUUAUUGAUUAUAAAUAAUUAGCUACAUGGAAUAGUCCCAGUGUUAUGCAACUUGAUCCACGGUCCUCAAAUUGCAUCAACUUUGAGAACUGUUAACUCUUUGUUGUCUUAUUAGUUCUAUGCAAUAUUUGAAUAAAAAAUAUCAUUUUUAUUUCGGUUGUAUAUGUCAUCUCGUUUUCAAUUUGUAGUAUAUCUGUGCUGUAUCAAUUGUUUAAAUUGUCAAAGUAACUAAAUGUCACUUCAAUUGUCAAAUGUAACUUCCGAUUUUUGAUUCAUAGUGUAUUUGUUUUGUAGCAUGUACGUGUAAUAUACUUCCAGGGAUUCAAUCUGUUUCAUGUGAUGUCUCCAUGUUCUAAUGUGAGACCGUAUUCUUUCAGGUUAUCAUAUAUUCCGUUCUUCCUGUUUUAUUCCCAUUCACUUUUUUUUAUAUUCCAUCUCUCUAGUCAUUUCCAUUGUAUUACUACUGUAUCUACUGUAUUAUCUAGUAUAGUAAUAUAAUUCUAACUUAACUGACGUAUGUCAACUGUCAAUGUGAGAAGUUUAUAUGUAGAAACAUAAUUUUCCUAGAUAUGUAAUUUGAACUGUAGAAAGAAUUUUAUAUUUAAAUAUUGCGUAAAACUAUCACGACACAAAGAAUUAUUAUGUAAAAUAGUUGUAUUAUGAAUUAUAAAUGAAAAAAAGGCUAAGUCAUUUUUUAGUUUUUUAAAUAAUACGGCUGAAAUAGUUAUUUUUGAAAAUUUAGACAGAUCUAGGUGGACCUAUUGCUAGAUUUUAUAUAUACAGGUAUUUUUUUCAAAUUGUAAAUUGUUAAAAUAUCACAUUGUUGAUUCAUUUACUUCUAUAGAUAUCAAGGCUUAUUGUUAAUGAACAUUUGUAAUGUGUUAAAGAGAAAAUUGAGUGGUAUAUGAACAGGUUCUUUCAAUUUAAAGAAAUUUUAUAGGAUAUUCUCAUGAUCAAAGUACUUAUGUCGACGAUAAGAGACUUUGGUUCGCUAUAAAGACUGAAUAGAAGAAGGCUCACCGCUGUAUGCUGCAUGUAAUUUCUAUUUUCAUCUUUCUUGUUACUUUUCUAAUCUUUAGUAUUGUUUUCCUUUAUUGGAUGUGCUCUUAAAUGCUUCCAACCUUGUAGAGACCUUGAGAGUCAUAAAGAUGGAUUACUCAAGUAGAUCUGUAAGAGGAAGAUUCCUGGGAUAGCCUCUAACGAUGCUGAUUCUGUACUAUUCAAAGCUCCUGUUAUAUUUAGAAGUACUUGUCUUUGUAGGAUAGUGAGACAAGAAUACAUUCCCCGUCCUUAUCAAUAUUUCUCUUAUCAGUAAAAGAACUGAUUGGAUUAGGACUUCUUUUAUGACUAUGUUUCUAUUACUUAUCCCGUAAAAAAUCUAUCAGGUUCCAUCUCUUUUUUUUUUUCACUACUUUAUAUCGUUUGAGUUUAGCAUUUAUUUGAACCAAAUUUUCACCAUUUUUAAUUCCUGGGCCUGCCUCAUGUUGAAUGUCUUUUAGAAAUCGGUAUAUCUCUUGUGUCGAAUAUAUAAUUCUGGACUUUAUAACUGUAAUAACUCAUUUUUGCUUACAAAUCAUGAGAUGGUGUAUAAAAAGCUUCAUAUAAAAAAGGAAAAUUAUAAUCAUUGGUAGUUGUUAGAAUUUUGAAAAUAUACAGGGUAUUGCACUUCAAUUUUCUCGAAAUUUAUUGCUGUUUCUGGUACAAGGUGCAUUAAUGGUACAGCAUUCAGAAAUAUCGACAAUGAUUUGAACUGGCAAAUAAAAAACAAUCAAAAAUUGAAUUUUGUGAUGGUACCUCAGUAAUUCUUAAUUUGAGAUGACUAAUAAUGUACAAGUUCAUAAUAAAUUUGUAUUCAAUUGACUAAAAAUAGUGAAUUUUAGAAUCUUUUUAUGUACUAUCGAAAUUAUUGUAUUUAUACCAAUAUAAGCAUAUUAACUACAUAUCCGUUUGCUGCAGAAACUUCAAAACUUCCCAACAAAAAUGGUGUAUAAGAAACGUCAUAAUAAUUAUUUUUUAUGAUAAUUUAUUGCAGUGUAAUAACAACGAAAAUGUAGCAUAGUUAGGCACGAUUAUCACUUUCGCUGUCACUCAUUUAUUAGUUACUUUAGUAUUGAGCCAAUACUAAAAGAAUCUAUUAAAUUUAACGGUUUUUGAAAAGCCAAAAGGCGAUAUUGGCACCUGACUCGAGACAAAACGCCUUUUGGCGACAGUGGCUUCUGACUCCACAAGCAAAAUGCCUUUUGGCGACAGAUGGCAGCGAAAUGCGCAUGACCGAUCGCUCUGAUAACUCGGUACCUUUCAUUGAUACUCAGAUAUGUGUAAUAAUUCUUCCAGUACAAACUUGAAAUUGGUUUCAAAAUAUUAUAUACUAGAGGGAACUAAAAAUAAAUUGAAUAUUUUUCAUAUUUUUACGAUUAAUCAUUAAAUUUGUUACGCUGACUACAUUGGCAAGAGAAGUUAAUUAUAUUAUAUACUCAUAGAUGUGGCCACAUGACAUGUGGUAAAAACUUAGUUAUGUAUAACUAUACUUCAGUGCAGUGUUGCCAUUGGUGAUAAACCAUAUUAACCUGGAAUGAGUAAUCAAAGAUGGCUUCUUUAACCGUAGCAACAUGUAUGGUUAAGAGGCCCAGAAAUAAAGAAAGCAAAUAAACGUACAUGUAAGGGAUGUAUACUGAGGUUUAUAAAUCUACGAAAAUAAAAAGAAAACAGAUAUUGUGAGCCAAAACCAUUCUUAACGCACCUUGUAUGUUUGAACUACUAUCCUCGAAGCCUUGAUGUAGCGAGAUAUGACUAAUUUGUAAAAAGUUGUUGUUUAUUUUGUUGUUUUUUAUUUAGCUUGAGUUAUUUUUUAUUUUAGUCUAUUUUGUAAUAAUAAAACUUUAAGAUCUUGAAGUAUACUCCUUGCGGGACAUUUAUUAGAUUUAGUGUGUGUAUAAUUUUGUACUAAAAGUAAAAAAUGUUUAUUAUAUUUAAGAGAAAAUCAAAUAUCGUGGCAAUAAUGAAUAUUUAUCGAAAACUUAUAAACAAAAGAAAUGUCGAUGAUCACUGUAACCCUCUAAAUUUUGUAGUUAGAUAAGGAAACUGAAAAUCAUUGCCUGUUAAAGUUGGUUUACGAUUUGAGAUUGUUUACAACUUUUGACUUUAUUAUGAAGGUAUACUGAAUUCGCUCAGCCGAGAUUCAUCUUAACACAUUCGGAAUAGGAAACAUACAGCACAAAAAUUCUUACCUCACACUAUUAACUGCUCAAAUCAACUUUAUCUUUCAUUAAAAAAAGAAGAAUUAUUGGAAAUAGUGGAAAUGUAUACUAGACCCAUAAAAUUUUGUGGAACUUAUUUCUACAAAAUAUUUUUAUUUUGAACAAUAAAUAAUUUUCUCAUUUAUUGUUAUCAAUACAUUAAAAUGGUGUAAAUAAAUAUUUAUUGAUUAUUAAUGUCUGUGUACUCUUAAUAAAAUUGGUUAUGAGCAGGUAUGGUUGGUUGUGUAGUAAUUUUCAGUCACGUCUAGCCACCUAACUUGCUAAAAAAGAAAUUACCAACGUCACUAGCGUCUGGGCUAAGCGAAUUCAGUAUAACAGGUAAUGUCUUUAAAUAAACGAUGAUUUCUUCGGAUAUUAUAUCACUUGCCGCUUUGUGGCAACAACUCUGCGUGUUUCGUAUACAGAAUAAGCCAAAUGAUAACGGGACAUAUGCAGUUAACACAGUUUAUCGGAACUACAUUUGAAAUAGUCGACCAAUAUAAAACUUCGACACACAUAAAUCAUAGCAACGUUAAGAACGGCAUGUAUAAAAUGUCGUUCAACUACCUAUCGAUAUGCGACACGCGACCGGUUACUUUCGACUUGGCUCAUGGCCUCACUCGUAAAAGGAGACAGGUUCUAGUUGAACGAUAUUUUAUACAUGCCCAUUGUAACGUUGCUAUGAUUUAUGUGUGUCGAAUUUUUAUAUUGGUCGUUUAUUUCAAAUGUAGUUCCGAUACAAUGUGUUAACUGCGUAUGUCCCGUUUUUAUUGGGCUUAUUCUGUAUAUAGUUAUAACUGAAGAAUAUUUUUAAAAACCACAUUGUUUGACAGAGUUUAAAUUUAACAGAUUUGCUAUCAGACUAUACUGAUCUACAUGCGCGUUUGUAAAAUCUCAUUCCUUUGAGCGUGGGACUCCGCGUAUAUAAUCUCUGAUAGAUGCCCUAUUUGGAGUAUACAAAUUUCGUUUAAAAUUUCACUCAAUUCCUUUAUUUAUUUUUCAAAUCGAAAUAAUAGAUAUAUGUUAGUAUUUUUUAACUGAAACUUUUUUCUUUUGUGUACAUUCUUCUGGUUAAACACUGUGUUAAGUAGAAAAAUGAUUUUUUAAUCGGUUCAGUUGUUACAUUUUUAAAGAUUAUUUACACAAAAUAAAUACUUGCUUUCUAAAUAUAUACAUUAUUUAUUCA